ACUCUACAAAUAACAGGAAAACCCAAAAAAAAACAAAAAAAAACACGUAUACGCAGCAGCACUCUCUCUGCCCCCCCUGGAAACUUCUGAAACUCACCCGACUCCGCCGCGUAUCGGGUGUUCAAUCUCCACAGUCUGAUCACGAGAUUGAAGUUUAUAAAGAAUAAUAUAUACAGUUUAUAAAUUAUAUUUUUGAUGGGUCAUUGAUAAAGUUUCAAUGAGGGUUUGAUUUAAUAACUUUAAAGUUGCGUUUGGGUGAUUUUCCCUGCGGGUUUUGGUGGGUUUUUGUUUUUUUGAGUAUUUUUUUGGUGGGUGCCUUCUUGAUUUUCCUGGUCAUGUAGGGUUUUUUGGAUAGGAUUUUUUUUUUUUAUAUAUUAUUUUUUAAUUUUGGAUGGUAACAAUGAAAGAGAAUUUUGAGCUUGAAGAAGGAGAGGCUCACUAUUGCAAGGGUGAUGAAGGAGACAUUAACCCUGACACUGAUUUCUCUUACAUUGAUGAGAAAGUUCACAAUGUUCUGGGGCAUCAUCUAAAAGCUUUUGGUGGUGCAGUUGCUGUAGAUAAUUUAGGGGCUAAAUUCAAUCCAUAUGGCACAUUUUUACCUACAUAUGAACGGUUACCCUUGACUCCACAGAGAGACUCUGCUGCACUAAGAUCCUGGUAUAAUUUAUCCAUGGAGAGUGCCUCUCAAGAUUUAAAGCCCACCUCAAAUGCGCCCCCCUCUGCAAGAGUUGCCAUUGCUUCCUGCAGUGACCACUCAUUGCAGAACUCAGGGAUGCUACCUGGAGGUGUUUCUGUGAAGCAUCACUCGCCCAUAUCUUCUCAAGUUGCUGAAAAGUUCAAGUUGAAGGAUGGAAGUCCAAACAAAUCAGAGAAUCUGGCCAACCAAAGACCACUGAGAGUUCGAAUAAAAGUGAGUUUUGAUAAAAUGGCUCACAAAAGUGCCACACUAUAUGGCAGUCUUGGGCUUGAGAACACUCCAUCUUCAUCAUUGGGGAACAGUGCUGAGGAAAAUCGAGGACAUGAUCCUGUAUCUCAGGAGAUUGCUGACGAGUCUCCCACUAGUAUUCUUGAGAUGAUGACUUCCUUUGCAGUCCCUGAGGGUGUGCUGAUAUCACCACUUCAUGAAAGUCUGCUUUGCCUGAUAGGAAAGGAUUCUAAAGGCCAGGAACCUGUGCCUUCCCUUAGGAGCAGACAAGAACAUUCUGCCUUGUUAUUGGAUGAUACUUUUGCCAAUAUGUGUGAUGGGAAACUGUCAACAGAGAAGAAAACAAAAUUAAUGGGAAUGAGUGGAAGACCUUUAGCAUUAAAGCAUAUGACUGAUAUGAAGUAUGAGAGUAAUACAACCUCUCUUCCAAAGAAAGAAUUUGAAAUUGAGACCUCAGGGGGUAAGGAGAUAAAUGCUAAUUCCUACACUGUGAAAGGCACAGGGAAUGCACCUGAAGUCUUUGGGGAGGCUAAUAAGAAUGAGAUGCGGAAUAUAUUAAAUUCAUCCAACUUGUGGAUGGAGGAUUCAUUAGAGUCAAUAUCUGGUCAGGACAGUGGUGGGAGUCAGAAGAAUGGUAAAAGUGAUUCACUGGAUUGGGAACGGGGAGGGGUAUGUUCUCAGAAUGAUGUUUCACAUUACCAUAUGCAUAUUGGCAGGUGUAAAGACAACAAAGCUACUGCCCCUUCAAAAUCUCAUUCAGACAGAUCCAAAUCUAAUGAAGGUGUGAUAGCUCCUCGAAAACGAAAGGUUGAUAAGAAACUUCCAAAUAAUGCACAAGAUAAAACUGAUGACAAUGGCGUGAAAACUAAUCCAUCCAUUGAAGUUAAAAGGUCAAAUGGCAACCAGAGAAGAGGAAAAGUUGUUGCUCUUUCAGUAAAGGAAAGCUCGAGGAAUGGUACUGGUGUGGCACCAAAAGAUAUAUCUGCUACUUACAAUGCUUCUACAUGCAAAACUAGGAUGCAGAAAUUGAAAUCGGGAAAAGAUAUUAAUAAGUACAAAAAAUUUUGUUAUGAUUUUGCAAAUGCAAAUUUGGGGAAGUCAAAGAAUCAAUUAGAGAGGCAGUCUGGCAGGAGGUCAAAGGACUCUGGCCCAAAUACUAUGGAAGUUGAACUCAAACACAAUGCAUUGUUGGAUAAAUCAUGGGAAAAUUCUAGUGGUAAAAAAGUUGCCAUUCAAGCAAUGCAUGGGUCAUUCAUCAACAAUGCUCCAUUUGCCAGUCCUUGUAACCUGGGAAGUACACAUGGUACUGAGAGUGUUGCAGCUGCCAUGACUCCUAUACUUAUAGAAGAGAACUGGGUCUGUUGUGACAGUUGUGAGAAGUGGCGGCUGCUGCCAAUGGGAACAAAGCCUGAACAAUUCCCAGAUGACUGGUUGUGUCGCAUGCUAAACUGGCUGCCUGGGAUGAAUCGGUGUGAUAUCAGUGAGGAAGAGACAACAAAAGCUGUCAGAGCUUUGUACCAACCUCCGGUUAUUGAGGGUCAAAAUAUCAUUCAAAAUUAUGGUAAUGAAACUGCUUCAGCAACAACUUUAGCUCAUGGCAGACAGCAUGACCAGAACCACAGGAGCCUCAGUUCUUCUGUUUCAAUUUGUGGAAAGAAAAAUAAUGGCUUGAAGGAAACAUCUAAAGCAGAUAGCAGUGGUGGGAUUCAGACAUCUAAGUCCACCAAGAAUGAACUGCAGGGUUUUGUGAAAAGUAGAAGUAUAAAUGACAUGAACCAUCCUCUUCCAGAAUCAAAGAUUAUGAAGAAACCUAGUUCUCUCCAUUUCAAUUUGUCAUGCAACUCUAAUGCAGGGAAAGAAAAAUUAAAAUCAAAAGAAAAACAAGUGAAUGGAGGUGAUGCCAAGCAGUUAAAAAUAAAAAACAAGAGGAAUGUUGAUCAACAUGAUUAUGCAACUUCGAAGAAAGCUAAGAUAGAAGAUGUGUGUGCAACUGACAAACUUAAGUAUUCUGAUGUGGACAUUGGGAGGGUGGAUCACCAGACAAAUGCUGGUUUGCAAACUAAGGCAGGUAGGAAGAAAAUGCUGGAACAUGGGUUCUCUUAUUUAGAGGAGGUGAAGGGUGAUAUGAAGGGCAAAUUACUUCUUUCUAGGAAGAAAUUGGGAGAUCAAGCUGAUGCCUCAUUGGAUGGUGGAUCCUUGGAUAUGAAAACACAAGACAUAAGAGAUAAUACCAAGAAGAAAAGAAAGCGGCUGGAUAAUCUUAAUGGGCUUGAUAGUAAGGAAUAUUCAAAGGCAGAAAGCAGUGAAAGUGGGUUCGGGUGGGAAAAGAAAACUGGGGUUCAAAAGAAUGAGGGGCAGAACUCCAGUGCAAAUAAACGUGCUGGUCAUAAAUCUAACAGUAGGCCGACACCUUUCAUGUCAAAUAACAAUUAUCUUUUCAAUGGUAGGGAAAAUGGUAGAAGUGUUGAUAAGGACCAGCAACUCCAGAAACCCAGAAUAAAACCUGCAUCUCAACACGAUUUGGAUAACUUAGAUUUAAUGAGAAGGGUUUUUGGAUCUGGAGAAGUUUCUGAGGCAACAACUUCAAGCUCUUCAAAGGUUACAGGUUCUCAUAAAAACAAAGCAAACUUUGAAGAAGUCAAAUGCUCACCUGUCGAAUCAGUGUCCUCAUCUCCAUUGAAGACAUUCUGUCCGGAUAAACUGACAUCAAUGGCAGAGGAAAUUUUUGGGAAAGGUGGUGGUGGAAGUAAUCAUCUUACUGUUGACAGCAAUCCUGGAAGUUGCUGGAAUGGGGAAGGUGUUGGUGAGAUUAAUCAGUCUUUUUUGAAUAAGAGUGUGAAGUAUGAAUCCGACAAUGACAGUCCUAACCAUGCAGCAUGCCAGGAAAUAAGAAAUGAAGAUAAACACAGAAUUCCUGAGAUGUCUAGGUCUAAGUUUUCUGAGGAUGAGAAGAUUCUCGGUAGCUGGAGGGAUCUUGAAGGGCAAUUACCAAGUGAUGUUAAAAUAAAAAAGCAUGUUGUAGUUAAGGAAAAUCAUGACUCAAAUUUGAAAUUGUAUGCUAGUACCAAUAGAAAAGUUGCCUCCCUGCAAAACUUGAUACUGGAAUAUGAGGCUGAAAAGAAGGUUAAUCAUUUACAAAGAGAGGAAAGAAAUGGGAUAUUGAAGUUGGUCUCACAUUGUCAAAGUAAAGAUGGACAGAAAAUGGGGAGUCACCAAUCAGUGCCAGGAUCCCGAAGGGAAGGGGUGUUUGAUGAAAUUCCAGUUGGUUCUUGCAAAGAUAAUGUGUCAAAAGCUUCAAAUCAUCCAGGAAUGGUGGGUAACAGAAAUGGAGCUCGGUGCAGUCCAAGUCGUAGAACCAUGAAGUCCUCCAGCCAGAAUGCUACUAUUGCUCUGAAAGAAGCCAAAGAACUCAGAGACUAUGCAGAUCGCCUUAAGAGCUCUGGCUUUGAUUUUGAAAGUAAUGAGGCGUACUUUCAAGCUGCCCUACAGUUUCUUCACGGGGCUUUUCUUCUAGAAACUUUCACUAAUGAGAGUGGCAAAAAUGGGGAGUUGACUCCAAUACAAGUGUACAACACUGCAGCUAAACUUUAUGAAUCUUGUGCCCAUGAAUAUGAAAGAUGUCAAGAGAUGGCUGCUGCUGCUUUAGCCUAUAAAUGCAUUGAGGUUGCAUAUAUGAGGGUAGUUUACUGCAAACAUUCAAGUGUAAGUAGGGAUCGGAAUGAGUUGCAAGCAACUUUACACAUUGCUUCUCAAGGUGAAUCUCCAUCCUCCUCUGCAUCAGAUGUUGAUAACUUAAAUAAUCAAGUGGCAGCUGAUAAGGCUACUUCAUCCAAGGGUGCUCCUUAUAUUACCAGAAACCAUGUCAUAGUUGCUCGAAACCGCCCAAAUUUUAUUCAUUUGCUUGACUUUACACAGGAUGUAAAUUUUGCUCUGGAAGCCUCAAAGAAAUGCCAGAAUGCUUUUGCAGCAGUUAAUGUAACCCUUGAAGAGGCUCAAAAUACAGAGCAUACUGCUACUAUUAGGAGGGCGAUUGAUUUUAGCUUCCAGGAUGUGGAUGGACUUAUUCGUCUAGUUCGGCUUGCGAUGGAGGCCAUAAGCCGUUCUGGUUUUGGUAGUGCUAGGGAUUAACUGACACUGUAGAUAUUGUGUUUGGUUUAUAUUUCACCACUGGGUAAGGCAUCAAGUAAAGAAACUGGAAAGAAGGUGUCUGCCUGGAUUAUCUACAAAGAAGUGGCCACUGACAACUCUUCUUUGUACAUGUGUAUAAAGUGAGAUUGAUUAGCAAUUUUGUACAUUAUUUUUCAGCUUGUUCUUUAGAUGGAUAAGAGCACACAACAUUUACACCAUUUAGGCCUUUUUUAUGGGUAGUGCAAGGAGGAUAGUAUAUUUUUUGGGGGCAAAUUGGGGGUUAUUUAGCAAGUUAGUACUACAUUUUUUGGCUCCAAACUUCUUUUGUAGCUGAGCAAGCAAAAUUAUUUAUAGAGAUCAAAAUCAUGAGGCAACCGUUUUGAGGAGAUUGAAUACUGUUAUAGGGAUAUGACCAUCCAAUUUUCUAGCAGCAGCUUUCAGUUUUCUAACUGUAAUGAAAGAUUUAGUUGGGCAGAAAAUGGAAUUCUCUGGGAAGCUUCCCUGUA
Messenger RNA from Mangifera indica (mango), 5559 nucleotides. RefSeq names its product cysteine-tryptophan domain-containing zinc finger protein 3-like. Bases 392 to 5053 code for a protein of 1553 amino acids. Lineage: Eukaryota; Viridiplantae; Streptophyta; Magnoliopsida; Sapindales; Anacardiaceae. Gene Ontology annotation, molecular function: zinc ion binding. The record is from RefSeq and is a predicted model, not a curated record. The transcript is spliced from 11 exons.